Phyllotreta striolata is the source of this 986-nucleotide messenger RNA. The record is from the annotation of a GenBank genome assembly. NCBI's taxonomy places the organism in Eukaryota, Metazoa, Arthropoda, Insecta, Coleoptera, Chrysomelidae.
UCAAGGCACCCUCAGACGUAGCCAACGCGAAAUAUUCGCUGUCGUUGCGAUUAUUUCGUGGCGAAAAAUUCGCUCCACUUUGACGCUGUAAUUGCGAUUUUCCAACGACUUUUUUGUCGCGAUUUAAAUUCCUGUUUUGCUAGCAAAACAAAAUGUCGAAGACGGAAGCUAUUAUUGAAUUUGUUAAAAAAUACCCAAUUUUAUACGACUUGAAACAUGAUGAUUAUAAAAAUAUUAGGAAGAAAGAGAAAAUAUGGAAUGAGAUUGGUAAUGAAUUAAAUGAAAAUGGUGAAGAUAUUAGAAAAAAAUGGAAAAAUUUACGGGAUACAUAUGCAAAAUAUAUUAGGUGUACCAAUAGUAAAGCAGGAAAUACCACGAAAAAAUGGCUGUGGGCCGAGCAAAUGAAGCCUUUUCGGCCUUACGUGGCUUACCCCAAAACUUCUUCUAAUAUCAGCGACAUUAAUUCUACAAAUAGCGUUCUCGAGGAAACUGAAAUAGAAUCCAACGUAAAAUUUGAAACUGAAUUGGCUAAUUUCGAAAAUCUAGAUAUCGAAAAUCUAGAUAUUGUAGAAAAUAUGGAUCCUCUAGAAACGAACCAACGAGUUUUAAAUGCCACACAACCAGCUGCAAAUAACAGAACCGGCAAAAAGCGUUACAACACAACGCCAUUGUCUUCUGUAGGAGAAAUGCUAAAAUAUUUUAAAAAUAAAAAAAGAAUAGAGUACGACGCCACUGACUGUCUUCUCUUGGCCCACGCAAAGACCAUAAAAACAUUUUCCGGAAGGAGACAGGCGAUAACGAAGUGGAAAAUAGCCCAAGUCAUCAUGGAGCAGGAACUUUUGCAUCAAGAGGAACUCAACGCAAACAUAUUGCCUAGACCUGAAAGUGGAAAUAGUUCAUCUGGAUCUUCACAAGAUGACAACUCCAAUGUUGAACCAUUGCCUGGAUCUGCUCAGAGUGGAAAUCCCAGUACUUCAUUACUGUAG